Molecule: messenger RNA, 2697 nt
Organism: Closterium sp. Yama58-4
Lineage: Eukaryota; Viridiplantae; Streptophyta; Zygnematophyceae; Desmidiales; Closteriaceae
Source: the annotation of a GenBank genome assembly
AUGGACGCCAAUUGUAAUCCGUCAAAGUAUAGUGAUCAUCUCGCCGGAAAUCGGCGCUCGACGCUGCUACCAUCGCGCGCGAACAAACACUGGGAAAUUCCGCCUGUCCGUUCCCUCUCCGCGGCCUCCGCCGCCUCCGCGGGGUCCUUUUCCCCCGAAUCCUCCGCCUCUUUCCUUAUUCCCGCCAAGCCCACGCAAAGGCUAGUAUCUGCUCAUAACAACGCCCACAUCGUUCCCGAUCUUUUAGUGCUGGAGCGGCCGCAUUGCCCGCCGCCUCCGGCGCCUCCGUUGCUGACGUCGCGCAACGAGACCAGCCAGCGACAACGCAUCAGCCGUUUUUUUUGCGAGAAAACGACCGCGCGCGGCGCCCGAAACUCGGGGGCUCCCUCCGCCCUGCAGGCAUUCAAGAACGAACCCAGCGACAGUCGUUCCGCGGAUCUGCGCCAUCCCGCGCAGCUGCCGUCGCCACAGCAGCUCUCGCUAACCGCGUCAACCCCGCUUGGGGACCCUCUGGGCCUGUCCCCAUACCCUUACGGGCCUGGCGCUGGUGUUGGCUCCGCGGGGGACACGAAUCCGCUGCAUUUGGGGACGCCCACGCGCGGAACCCGCGCCCUGUCCCCCCCCGCGGGUGUAGACGCCCGCCGGUUCCGCGGCUCCUCCUCGCUCUGGGCCUCCGCCGGUGGGGAUAGCGUCGAAGGCGCGCUCGCCCCCGCCGGCGGGAGCGGCGCUGUCGGCGGAGCCGCGGGAACCGCGGAUCGGCCAGAGUCAGCGGGCGCGCGCGCGUUUUCCUUCUUGAUGCCCGCGGGGAAAGGCGCGUCCGCCUUGCUGUCUCCGCCGCAGGUUCCGUGGACGGGCGGCGCGGGGAAAGGGAGGGAGGAGGAGGUGCAAGGGCGGGAGAUGCAGCUGCUGCCAUUCGCGCCGCUCGAUCGCGUGUUCCGCGACCGCGGGGAAGGGGAAGCGAGGAAGGCGGAGGAAGGGGGCGACGACAACGGCGCGGCUGAUCCGCGCUGUGCCGACGACCGCCCGGGGUUGUUGGCCUGCGGCGGCUCGGGGAGGUCUGGGGCGAACAUCGGGGAGGCCGUCGCGUUUCGUCGCGCGGACACGAUCAACAGCAAGCCGCGCCGAAGCCACGGCGUGGCGGCGUCCGUGCGAGACCAGCAAAGCGCUGCUGACGCGGCAGCGGCUCAGCACGCGCUGCGGCUACAGAUGAUGACGACUCAGAUGCCGCUGUCCUUGGAGUCUCAGCUACAGCUGGAGCGCGGUUCGAUCGCCAUAUCUGCCGCCUCCGCCCCUGCUGCCUCCGCUUCUGCCUCUGCUACAGUCGCCGGUUCCGGCACGCCUGGAGCAACCGCCGCUUCUGCCGCCGCGAGUGCCGCCGCCCUCACCGCUGGCGCGGCCGCCUCGUCAGCAGCUGCGGCUGGCCGAACCUCGCCCACGUCGAUGAUGCUCGUUCCGCGCGCUCCGGCGGGCCAUCUGACGCAGAGGGACCGCGUGCACAUGAGCUUCAGCAGCGCAAACCCGCACCACGCGGCAAAUGCGGCGGCAACCGCGGCGGCAGCGGCGCAAAUAGCGGGGGCGAUGGGAUCUGCGGCGUCCCGUCCCUUCCUUGUUCCGGGGUCUGGAUGGACCGCUGCGGCUUCCGCCACAGCCGCCACUGCCUCGAGCGCGGCCCCCGCCAGCGUCGCGCCAGCCGCCGCUACCGCGUCCUCUGCCGCGCACUCGGCGGCGCAAAGCCUGGCGCGCGCGCUCGGCGCGGGCGCGAGCUGGACGGGCCCGCGCAGGUUCCCCACGGGGCCGAGCGACGGGGUGAUUGCGUCCGUGGCGGACAAUGGCGGCGCGCCCGCGGGCGCGGAGAGAGACGCGGGGAACCGGGAAGCGCUCGCGGCGACUCUCGCCGCCGCUGCAGCCAUGGCUGCCGCUGCGGUUGCCGCGGCAGGGGGGGAGGGCGGGAAGUGGCAGCAGGUGGGGCAGGAGAUGCAACAGUGGGCGGCGCAGGGGAUGGCGGAGCGGGAUGUGCGGGCGAGAGGCAGAGAGGUAUCAUCGCAUAACAGCAACUCAGGGCUCCAGUCUCUGCAGUUCACUAGGGAGCAGCAACAGUAUCUGCAGCAGCAGCAGCAGCAGCAGCAGCAGCAGCCGCCGCCGCCGCAGCAGUUUACCAGGGAGCAGCAAGCAACGUUCCCUGGAGGAGGUGGUGUGGGGGGAGGAGCUGUCUUACCUGCAUGGUGGAACGACCACAUGGCUUCCCUCAUUGCCGCGUCGCAUGCUGCUGCCGUCGCUGCCGCCCCUGCCGCCCCUGCUGCCGUCUCUGUCCCCGCUGCCCCCGCCCCUGCUAAUUUCCUCCCCGCAAUUGUCUCCCCAGGGGCUCCAACCCCUCCCCUUCCGCCAGCCGCAGCAGCAGCAGCGGCAGCGGCGGCAGCGGCGGCAGCAGCAGUGGCGUCUGGGGGCAUGCACGCGCAAGGUGGUGUGGUGUUAUCUGGAACCCCUUCCCAUGCCACUCUCCAGCAACAGCAACAGCAACAGCAACAGCAACAGCAACAGCAGCAACAGCAGCAGGCGAGGAGGCAACCAGUUGCAGUACCACCCCCUGCUGCAACAGCAGCCGCCAUCGCCAGGACUCGAACUCCCCCUGUUCUCGGCACCGCUUCAACUUCAGUGGCCGACGCAACAGCAGGAGCGCCGCCCUGGGCGGACACAUGA